This is a messenger RNA of Neurospora hispaniola, 488 nucleotides long. RefSeq lists its product as uncharacterized. The record is from RefSeq and is a predicted model, not a curated record. The transcript has a single exon. Lineage: Eukaryota; Fungi; Ascomycota; Sordariomycetes; Sordariales; Sordariaceae. The coding region runs from base 194 to 481 and encodes 95 amino acids.
AGCGCACAUACCAUAGUAACGGCAGCCAACCCUCGCCUUGUAGUCGCACCUCUAAGUUUCGUAGAGUAGCAACACCUCGCUACCAUUUCUCAUUUGGCCCUCUCCUCAACGCCCCGCGAUAUCGCGUCACAAGCAAGACAGUACCCUUCAGCAACAGCGACAUUGACAAGCUAUUCCCAGCGAAUCCUCAACCAUGUCCGGCAGAAACGCCAUCGUGGCCAUCAUCGUCUGUCUCCUCGCCGCUAUCGCCAUUUUCACCGUUUUCCACAGAAAGAUCAUCCAUUUCAUCGCGCAGUGGAUGGCCGACGCGAAAAACGCCGAAGCCACCGUGAAGGAAUCCAAAAAGGCAGCCUCUGAGAAGUCCGAGCCAUCUGUCAGAUCCGAGGCAAGAUCUGGAUCAAAGAAGGCCGACGACGAUAGAUGCGAUACUGUUUCAUCGGCGUCGUCAGGCCCGGAUCUUCACGUCCAAACCAUAGUCUAAUCCAAGU